CAUUCCCUCUCCUGCUCUCACCUUCCUCGCCGCUCCGCUCCCUUCUCUCCCUCCCCUCCCUCUGUUCCACCCUCUGCCCGCGCGGACCCUUCCAGCCCCCGAACUCCCGGCUAUAGAUUAAAGUGCGGAGCUGAGCUGGGGAAGGAUGCGAGGCAAUGGCGAGGCAGCCGAGCUCCUCUAUUUCAUAUGGAGCUGAUCUGACUCCUACCCAUCCCCUCCAGUAACACGGCCAGGGGCACCAUGGCUGCAGGGGUGGCUGCGUGGCUGCCCUUUGCCAGGGCAGCUGCCAUAGGAUGGAUGCCAGUGGCCAACUGUCCCAUGCCGUUGGCUCCGACAGAGAAGAACAAGAGGCAGGACGAGCUGAUCAUUCUCAACGUGAGCGGCAGGCGUUUCCAGACCUGGAGGACUACACUUGAGAGGUACCCGGACACUCUGCUGGGCAGCACGGAGAAGGAGUUCUUCUUCAAUGAAGACACCAAGGAGUAUUUCUUCGACCGGGACCCCGAGGUCUUCAGGUGCAUCUUAAAUUUUUAUAGAACUGGCAAGCUGCACUAUCCCAGGUACGAGUGCAUCUCUGCCUACGAUGAAGAGCUUGCCUUCUAUGGGAUCCUCCCUGAAAUCAUUGGGGACUGCUGCUACGAAGAGUACAAAGACAGAAAGAGGGAAAACGCAGAGCGGCUGAUGGACGACAACGACUCAGAAAACAACCAGGAAGGGUCCAUGCCAUCCCUGAGCUUCCGGCAGACCAUGUGGCGAGCCUUCGAGAACCCCCACACCAGCACCUUAGCCUUAGUCUUUUACUACGUCACCGGUUUCUUUAUUGCCGUCUCUGUGAUCACCAAUGUCGUGGAAACUGUCCCUUGCGGCACGGUGCCGGGGAACAAGGAGCUUCCAUGUGGGGAGAGAUACGCUGUGGCUUUCUUUUGCUUGGACACGGCUUGCGUGAUGAUUUUCACAGUCGAGUACCUGUUGAGACUCUUCGCGGCCCCAAGUCGCUACAGGUUCAUCAGAAGCGUGAUGAGCAUCAUUGACGUGGUGGCCAUCAUGCCAUACUACAUUGGUUUGGUGAUGACCAACAACGAGGAUGUCAGCGGAGCCUUUGUGACUCUAAGGGUUUUUAGGGUUUUCAGGAUUUUCAAGUUCUCUCGCCAUUCCCAAGGCUUACGAAUCUUGGGCUACACUUUGAAGAGCUGUGCCUCUGAGCUUGGCUUUCUCCUCUUUUCCCUCACUAUGGCAAUUAUCAUCUUUGCUACUGUGAUGUUUUAUGCAGAGAAAGGGUCCUCAGCAAGCAAAUUCACCAGUAUUCCUGCUUCCUUUUGGUACACUAUUGUAACCAUGACAACACUUGGCUACGGCGACAUGGUGCCCAAGACCAUUGCUGGGAAGAUCUUCGGCUCCAUCUGCUCGCUGAGCGGGGUGCUGGUCAUCGCUCUGCCCGUUCCUGUCAUCGUCUCCAAUUUCAGUCGCAUCUACCACCAGAACCAGCGUGCUGACAAGCGCCGGGCGCAGAAGAAAGCCCGGCUCGCAAGGAUCCGCGUGGCCAAGACAGGCAGCUCCAAUGCCUACCUGCACAGCAAACGCAACGGCCUGCUGAACGAAGCCCUCGAGCUGACGGGAUCCACUGAAGAUGAACAGCAUACGACUAAAGGCACCUCCUUAAUUGAAAGCCAACAUCACCACCUGCUGCACUGCCUGGAAAAAACAACUGGAUUGUCCUAUCUUGUGGAUGAUCCCCUGUUAUCUGUACGAACUUCCACCAUCAAGAACCACGAGUUCAUAGAUGAGCAACUGUUCGAGCAGAACUGCAUGGAGAGCUCAAUGCAGAACUACCCAUCUUCUCGGAGCCCCUCCUUGUCAAGUCACCAUGGCCUGACCACCUCUUGCUGUUCUCGCCGUAACAAGAAGACCACGCACCUCCCCAACUCCAGUGUGCCAGCCACCCGCCUCCGCAGCAUGCAGGAGCUCAGCACCAUCCACAUCCAGUGCAGUGAGCAGCCCUCGCUUACAACCAGUCGUUCCAGUCUCAACAUGAAAUCAGAUGAUGGGCUGCGACCGAACUGCAAAGCCUCCCAGAUAACCACAGCCAUCAUCAGCAUCCCCACGCCGCCGGCGCUCACACCAGAAGGUGAGAGCAGACCUCCACCCAGCAGCCCUGGCCACUCCACGAACAUUUCUACCACCACCACAAGCAACAUAGUCAAGGUCUCUGCCUUGUAAGAUGUCUCAUGCACGGAAGGCGGCUGAAAGACCGGUGCCCCUCUCUCCCUCCACACCUCCAUGUUCCUUUCUUGCUGCAAAUUGUGCCUGGAUGGAUGAACCUGCUGGCUGGUCAUUGGGUUAACGACGGAGACCCAACGAGGCAGCUUUCUUCAGACUCAAGGACGUGCUGUGGGACUGAGGAUGGAUAAGGAGAGGGAGGAAGAGCCUUGUUAACAAUAAAACCCACGUGGAGAGCGCGCUGUGCUGUGGGACAGGGCAGAAAGCACCUGGGGAGGCUGAAGGGAAAGAACCGUCGUGGCAACAAGAGAGUAAUAAAGAAAAUAGAAAUAUAACACUGUGUAUCGCAGCACCUUUUUAAAGGUUUUUAAUGGAUAAUAUUUAUUCAUGAGGAAAUGACUGAAAAAGGUGAAAAAAACAAUGGAUUUUGUGAUUUUUUUUUUUCUUCAUGGAGCAGAACCUUUAAGCCAACCAAAACUUCACUUUUUUUUUUUCUUUUAUAGGAAAAGAUUUAGACAAAGAAGCCACCUGUCACAGAAACCUAUUCCCAUCCCUGUGCGUGUGUGUGUGUGAGUGUGCAGCAGAGCCACGUCAGAGCAACACUGCAUUUCAAAGGGCAGAGCAUGUUGUCAUCACUGGGUGCACAGUAGGAAAACACAAGCAUGUGCCAGCACAUACGUGCACACACACACACACAACUAUUUCACCCUGGAUGGCAUUCUUUAUUUAGACACUUUUGUAUCCGCCUUUUAAGUCAAUACAGUGCAAUUGCAACCAGUGUGUUUGUCUGCUAAUUAUUGUCUGUGAGAACAUAUUUGUGAAAAGAAUCAACGACAACAACAAGGACAGGCUGCAGUAGAGUUUUAGUCCCACAUGGGUAUCUGCUUUCUAUUUUUGUUAUCACUUACUUGUAAGAUGUGACUAGACUACCAGUUCUGUAUUUUUAAAAAGGAAAAAAAAAGAUAGGGUUUUUUUUUUAAUACUGUACACACAAAUGGCAAAGAAUGGGAAAACACUGAACUCAGCUGCAUCAAGUCUGACAGAGGUUUCUUGUAAUGUAUGCCCAUGCAUUUCUGUUUUCUGUAUACUGAAUUUCUUUGCUAGCACUGAACAUACAACCCAUUGUAAAUAGUAGCCAAAUAACGUCUGGAUUUAAACUUGAUAAUAACCCCAAAGCCAAAUAUCUUGCAUGGAUGGAGAGGUAUUUGGCUUUUUCACAGUCUAGGUGCUCCAGUUGUCUCAUCAAUGACUUCUGGGUUGCACUGAUUUUGGGGGUAGACUAGGUUAGCAAUUUUAGUUACCCAUUCCCAGCACAGGAGUGGGAGCAGCACUGGAUUUUGGAAAAGUAUUUGAUAAGAAGCGUUACAGACAGCAUUUUCUUUUUGCAAUUCUACAGUUGGUUUGAGAAAAUUCACGUACUUCUAGGCAACCAAACCCUGUAACACGGUGUGGUACUGCCCCCUAAUAGGAAGCUAAUACAGUUAGCUAAGGUGCAGUCAGUCCUAGCCCCUCUUUCUAAGCUCUUUCUAGGAAUGUUUUGUUAUCAGGAAAUACAUGGUCCCAAAUCACAACUCAUUUUCCCCUCUAAGAAUAACAACAGUUCUUUUCUUCCAUUCUGCCUUUCCCAAGUCCCUUUUCCACACAAAGCAUGAAGCACCCCCGAUCCCCUCCCACCUGUCAUCCACUGCCUGGCUAAUUAUUGUUAUGCACAAACGUCCUUCAAGGCCCUAUCCACACAUCCACAGAUGGCAACCGACCCAGUCCCCAGCAGCCUGCAAUAGAAUAGACUUCAACUAUCUUGUUUCUGAGCAGUGAUUUUACCAGCACUACAGAGCUCACUGCUCCGAGCACCUUUGAGACUGUUUCAGCAAAGGGAUGCCUUUUUUGGUUUUUAACAUCUCUCAUAAUCUAUCCUGACGUAAUAUUUAUAUACACAUAUACACACAUACACGUAUAAAUAAGUGCAGACACAUACAUGUAUAGAUAAAUAGACCUACAUGCUGACUUAAACAGACAAGCUAGCAUUCUGCUUUGUUAGCACUCCUAACCUGCUAGUCUAUGGAGUAGAGGGCUCGUGCAUUAACUCAAUACCCUCCUUAGGAACCUACAACAUUCUAGGAAUAUUAGGGCUGUGGCAAAGCCUUCAGUAGCUGCAUCAGCUUAUAGCCAUUGACCCCAGUGCUGUAAUAUGUUACCCAAAACUACCUUUAGUCCUGUUUUAAAUGAUUAAAGUGCUCUGCCUUCGCUGCUUCCUGUAGGAGGUUAUACUGCAGUUAAUCUUACCGUUAUUGAAUUUUUCUUGAUGUUUUAAUUUAAUCUUCCUUUGCUUUAUCGAAUUUCAUUAUUUGUCAUCAUAUCUGCUCCCCAUCUGAACACCCUCAGCCUUGUAGAUCAGAGGCCUCGCUCUCCACCACUUUCCACCUCGCAAUCUCAUUUACACUGGCACAGAAUGAGCACUCAGUGCCACCGUGCUGACAGGGCACAGUGUUCCUUCCAAUGCACAGGAGUAAACAAUUGCAAAGAGACAGGAACUCAGCAAGGAUUCUCAGUGCUGCCUUUCUUUUUCUUGCUUUACCACGGGGUGGUAAAUGGGACACUCUGUUCACCCAUUUCUUGACCUGUAAAUAGCAAUCACAGCAACCCCUGCCUAAAGCACAAUUGGUGGAUUUCAUGGUUAUCAAUCAAAUGCUUUCCAAAAAAAAAACCCAACAUUUUAAAGAGGCAAAAUCAGGAAGAGGAAAGCCAGCCCUUGGGUUUCUGGCUGGCUGCUAGGUCCCAGUUGAAGGCAGCACCAUCCUUGCUCAAAAAGAUUUGUCUUGCCUCUUCUACCAUUAACUCAGCACAUGCUGCCCAACACAGACAGUACUCAGCACAGACUUUCAGAGGACAAAGACAGACAGAAUGAAGUCUGAGCCUAGAGGAAUAGGACUAAAAAUAUUUUUUAAUUGAGACAUUAGCUCCCUUUAUAGACUGAUUUGAAGUAGAAUGAGUAAUGCUUCCAAAAGCACUUAAAAACAUGCUUGUACAAAACCUCCCUGGAUUGCCCAGCGCAGCUAUAUCCUCAUUAUGGGAGCACUGUGCAUUCAUUGAAACAGCAAAGACAUGAAUCUAUUGCCAGCAUAUCAGUGGUUGGUAGGGCAUGGCAUAACAUCCCUCAAAUGAAACACAGGGAAGAGGCAUUUGCACACCAGAGCAGGGGAACUGUACAACAGCUACUUUUUCCUACAGUGAAAGGAAGCAAUUAGCUUCACUGAACUGCAGGGCUCUUCGUAGGCUUUAAAUAGCAACAUAUAAAGCAUUGCUGUGACAAAGCCAAGUCAAUCCUGUAAAUUCCUAGACCAGAACUUUAGCAGGACUCGGGCCAUUCUCUCCAGUGGUUCCCAUUAUUGCCCUGCCUUACCUGCAUUGCUCUCCCCACUACCAUGCAUGCCCAGGGCCAAACACAUACACUGCUAUGGAUACCAAAAAAAGAAGCACAUACCCCUGCAAUCCUUAUCAUUCCUGAUGCUUAUGGAAAGGGGGGUCUUCAGUUGUGGGCUGCCUCCAGGAGAAGUAUCCAGAAACACAGAUAGGUUCCAGCCCUGAUACCUUUCUGAAAGGUACAACACAGCCUGAUCAGUUGCUCAGCAAAAAGGCAGCAGAAUAUUAGCAGUUCAUUGGGAAAACCUUACCCCUCCCCCUCUAAUUUCUUGCAAAUCUUUAUAUUUUUUCUUUCUUCAUGAAAAAAAAAAGAUAAAAACAAA
Lagopus muta (rock ptarmigan) is the source of this 5960-nucleotide messenger RNA. RefSeq names its product potassium voltage-gated channel subfamily D member 3 (gene KCND3). The record is from RefSeq and is a predicted model, not a curated record. The transcript has 8 exons. The coding region runs from base 241 to 2217 and encodes 658 amino acids. Gene Ontology annotation, molecular function: protein binding; A-type (transient outward) potassium channel activity. Gene Ontology annotation, biological process: protein homooligomerization; potassium ion export across plasma membrane. Gene Ontology annotation, cellular component: neuronal cell body; membrane; voltage-gated potassium channel complex. Lineage: Eukaryota; Metazoa; Chordata; Aves; Galliformes; Phasianidae.